AUGAGUAGCUACUACUCGGACUCGGAUGAGCUCGACAUCCGAUUCUCAAGGCGUCGAGCGCCGUCUCCUGGGCCUGUUCACUAUGUCGAAGCGAGGCCAAGGCCCAGAAGCUACUACGCCUCAGCUCCUCAGCAAGCCGCCUUCCUGACCCCAGAGCGUACAGUCAUCACUACUCGCACUCGGUCAAGAGAACGUUCCAGUGAGCGUCGUUCUUCUCCCCCAAGCAGCGCGCCUCCGGCACCAGCGCCGGCCCCGCCUCCUGUCAUCAUCAACAACCGCAUCUAUAACGAACACUCAGACGAAGAGGAUGACCGCCACAUGCAGGUCUACCACCCUCGUCACCGUUCUCAUUCGCGCGGCCAUUCUCCCCACUCCCGGUCGCCAUCGUCUUCCUACAUGACUCGAGAGGACUAUGAGGCGGAAAGGGCUCGACAGGAGCUUGCCGAGCUGAGGAUCACCCAGGCACGCGAGAAGGAGGAACGCCGAAUCCAAAAGGAGUAUCGUGAAGAGGCCGAGCUCCAGCGUGCAAAGCGUGACCUGGAAGAUAUUCGAAGUCGCGAGGCUCGCGCCGCCGAGGAAAAACGCUUCAAGACGCAGAUUGAACUGGAAAAGUACCAGGAGGAUAUGCGGCUAGCAGACCUGGCCAAGAAACGAGAGAAGGAGGCCGCUGAUGCCGUGGAGCGUUAUAAAAGGAAGGAACAGGAGCGCCUUGCUCAGGAGAAGAAAGAGAAAGAGGAGCGCGAAAAGGAAUUCCAGAGAAGGCUACAGGAAGAACGCCAAAAGGAGCUGGACCGUUUGGCCAAGGAGAAGAAAGAAAAAGAGGAGCGCGAAAAAGAGUACCAAAGGCGACUUCGGGAGGAUCUCGUCAAGUCAGGUCUUGACGAAAAAGCUAUUGCUGCCAUUCUCAAGAAGGAGAAAAUCCCCGAGCCUCACUCACACAGGCCGAGCCCGAACUCCGCCAACACUGCAUUGGUUGCGGGCAGCCGCCCGACCUACACGCGCAUGGCUAGGAAACAUCUGUCAAUCGAGACGCUGAGAACAUACCACGUUGAGUGGGAGUUGGAUGUCGAUCCUGACUACGUACUCAUCAAACGCUGGGUUCCAGAAUGGGAGCAAGACACUCUAUGGAGGCAUACAAGAUCACUCCGCGAGAAGCGCUCAUCUAAGCUAGUGCUCGAGAUCGAGGACAAGAAAUCACAUAGGCACGAACCCGAGUUUGAAUGGGUCAGAAAGAAGAGUGACCGUAAGCGAAGCAAGUCGCCGGCACUCCUCAUGUACCUUGCGGGUGCCAAACCGGCAUGA
Molecule: messenger RNA, 1302 nt
Organism: Colletotrichum navitas
Lineage: Eukaryota; Fungi; Ascomycota; Sordariomycetes; Glomerellales; Glomerellaceae
Exons: 2
Coding region: 1-1302 (433 amino acids)
Source: RefSeq, a predicted model, not a curated record